Monopterus albus (swamp eel) is the source of this 2166-nucleotide messenger RNA. RefSeq names its product arylformamidase (gene afmid). NCBI's taxonomy places the organism in Eukaryota, Metazoa, Chordata, Actinopteri, Synbranchiformes, Synbranchidae. The record is from RefSeq and is a predicted model, not a curated record. Gene Ontology annotation, molecular function: arylformamidase activity.
CCGCUGAACGCAUGCUGCUUGGAUUUAUGUGUCUGCAGACUUUCAGCGAUAUAAGUCACCUAGUGAGAUAAAACAAUGCACUGGACUGAAAUGAAGAAAGAAGAGCUUGAGAGGCAGUAUUCGCCCAGCCGGUGGUCGCACAGGAUGUCUGCAGACGACGUGAUCAAAGCUCAUGUGAAGGUUUUAACUGAAGGUACGGAGCGAGCCCGUCGUCUAGCUCAGACUUUACUCAACGUGCCAUAUGGGGAGGGAGAUGGAGAGAAACUGGAUGUCUACAUACCCAGCACCAGCUCUUUAGAUGUCUCCCUUGUUAUUUUCAUACAUGGAGGCUACUGGCAGUUUCUCAGUAAGGACCAGUCUGGAUUCCUGGCUGUUCCGCUUGUAGAUAAAGGUGUAGUGGUGGUUGCUGUUGACUAUGACAUCGCCCCCAAAGGUAACAUGGACCUGAUGGUGUCGCAAGUGCGCAGGAGUGUUGUGUCUGUUGUUGAGCAGUAUUCUCACAUCAGUGGUUUGUACCUGUGUGGCCACUCUGCUGGAGCUCACCUGGCUGCAAUGAUCCUCUCCACUGACUGGUCGCAGUACAGCGUCACCCCCCAGAUCAAAGGUGCUUUUCUUGUCAGUGGCAUUUAUGACAUCCUGCCCAUCGUGUCCACUUAUGUCAAUGAGCCUUUGAAGAUGACAGAGGAGGUGGCAGUGAGAAACAGUCCCAGCAAGCUGGUCCCUCAGCUCAAACUCUCCUCCUCCAGCUCCCCCCCCCCCCCCUGCCAUAUUGUAGUGGCUGUUGCUGAGAAUGAAUCGCCAGAGUCCCACAAGCAGUCAGAAGAAUAUUACAAAGCUUUGGAAGCAUCAGGACUGAAUGUGACCAUGGAGGUUGUGCUGAACACAGAUCACUUCAGUAUCAUUGAGCAACUGGUAGAUGGAGAGUCUCACGUGACAAAGCUUCUCUUGAAGGUGAUGGGGAAGAGCUGAGGCGUUGGUCUUUGACUGAUCAUCCAAUAUCAGUAUACUUCUACUGUAUAUCGACACACAGCUCUGAACAAAGUCAUCAUGAAUCGAUUCUAAUAGAAUAUGCAUUAGGUCAAAUUUGUAUAAUGGCAAAUGUACAUUUUCUAUCCCCUUUGGUUGAUCAACCAUAACGUGGAUUGUUUUGACUGUCUAGUUUACAGUUUCAUUGAUUAAAAUGAGCUUUGUUUACUGUGGUUGCUGCUGUCAGAAAAUAAACAACAUUGGCACAGCACUGUGUAUAAAUAUACAGUAAUGUCUCAACAAAAGGUUAUGCUGUGGAAACACAGUAUCUAACAAAUAUGUAUGGAAUAGGGACACAAAAUCAGUACUCAAUGAUGCUACAUUAAAGAACUAAUUUUUUUAACUCAAGGUUUGUCUGCUCGUACAAAUAAAACAAAGCCAGGAAUCACAAAAGAGUAACUGAGGUGGAUAGUAGGGGUCCAACGGUGCAUUCUGUAACUUCACCCUGGAACCAUCAAAAAAUGUGAAUUUGUCCGUGGUUAGAGGUUUCAGUUCUCAGAGAAGAAAAACAACACCCCUGAAAAUAAAAAUCCCAUUUUGUGAAUUUGUAGUGACUAAUAAUUCAGUAUCAAUUAUAGAGAACUGUUGUGUUAUAUUUUAGAUAUCCGCACCAGUUUCUGCCUCAGCUCUUUAUUUAUCAUCAGGAAACAUCCAACUGGUCACUGUAGUCAAUGGCAGGAAAAGGAGACCGUUUUGUUUUGGUGUAGGAAAUGUGAAGUGGAGAGAACUGCAAAGAGUAGGGCGAGAGAUGUCCAAUGUGAAAGACCUGAUGGGAACUUAGAUAAUGGUGGAGAACAGAAAGUUGCUGUUUAAUUUACCGAAAACAACUGGCUGGAAGUGAAUUUUGGUAACUGAUAAAUCCAGUAGGGGGCAGUAAUGCAACAUUAGGAUAUCAACUGCAGUUAAACAACGAGGAAGAAGAUGUCUUCUCCCCGUCCGCGAGGACGUGACCGUUACGAUAUCGAGUUACUUCUCGAGACGAGGACUUUCUCACUGAGAAGCCAGACACGUAGACCUUCGGAGAUGGCCAACGGAGAUUGGGGGAUUCUCUGCACCAGAGAGCAGUGACAGAUUGGAGGUUGAGUGGGAUACUGAGGUAGUCACUCUGGAGAGUCAUCUUGCUGAAAAAGGACGAGGUAC